Stegostoma tigrinum is the source of this 2173-nucleotide messenger RNA. Its product is annotated as suppressor of cytokine signaling 4-like. Gene Ontology annotation, molecular function: 1-phosphatidylinositol-3-kinase regulator activity. The transcript has 2 exons. Gene Ontology annotation, biological process: intracellular signal transduction; phosphatidylinositol phosphate biosynthetic process. Bases 283 to 1626 code for a protein of 447 amino acids. The record is from RefSeq and is a predicted model, not a curated record. Gene Ontology annotation, cellular component: phosphatidylinositol 3-kinase complex. NCBI's taxonomy places the organism in Eukaryota, Metazoa, Chordata, Chondrichthyes, Orectolobiformes, Stegostomatidae.
UGUCCGGGUCAGAGAUCACGUGGGGGGCCCCGCCGACGUCGCUGAAGGGGUGUGGUCACCGCGAGAGUUCCACUUGCUGCGAGGGGUCCGUCAUCGCCUGUUCGUGCACGCAUGGCAGAGAUGUUUUCAUAUGAAGAAGCACAGUGGAAUUGUGCGUGCAGCUGCCGGAUGAACUAACUCCAAUGUAAACCAGAGAAAUCAUUAUGUUAUUCAAAGAAUGACAGAGGUCCUGAAUUAACUGAAUUGCAUGUCAAUUUUCAAGUUUCAUAGUUCUUUAAAAAUAUGUCACAACAAACAGGAGCAGCAUCUCAAAACUUGGAUGUAAAACCUAAAGUUAACCAAAUGAGAAGUGUUGAUCGUAGGGACGGUUAUACGUGGAGUGGGAAGAAGCAUUCACGUCCUUCCAAAAUGGAGACUACUUUGGAUCGAAAAGUGGAGUCUGUUACUGGGAUAUCAUCAACUGCUUCAAGAAGGGAGAGAAAAUUGGGCUGUCUUGGACAUGAGCCGAAUCCUGAAGAUUCACGUUCACGCAUGCUCUCCAGUCGGUCACUGAAGCAAAAGAUUCAGGAUGCAGUAGCUCAGUGUUUUCCUCUUAAGGUCCAUAACCAUAAAAGCUCUGCUCUAAGUUCUAAAAGUAAAAUCCACAUUAGUGAUCUGCUGGUUGAUAAUUGUCAAUUUCCUAAUGGCUCUGACCUGGCUCAAAAAUGGCACUUGAUUAAUUGGCAUACGAUUCCAUUUACUGAAAGCUGUGCAGUCUGGGAAGGCUCCGAGGUGGAAUUUGAUGAACACAAGUUAGAAGAAGGAUCCAGAAUGAGUAUUGAACUGGAGGCAAACCCUCCAGAUGCACAAAUUGUCUCACUUGAAGUGAUUUCUCAGACUAAUACUUUACAUAAACAGAACUCUGAAGUGGAGCAAAGAACAAAUGAAUUAGCAUGUGAAAAUAGCACAACAUUUCCUUUGAAUGAUUCAGACUCUGAAGAGGAGUUGAUGGCUCUUUUCACAGAUUCUGAAAAUCAGAAUACUAUCAAACUGGAUUUUGAGAAUAAUUGCAGUUGGCUAGCACCCUUUUACAAACAUCAUGCCGAGUUUGGCUAUAUCUACCGCUUAGUUCCAGAUCUAUUUUGGAUCAGUAAUAAUCCAUGUUACUGGGGUGUAAUGGAUAGGUAUGGAGCUGAGGCUCUUUUAGAAGGCAAACCAGAAGGAACAUAUUUGCUCAGAGACUCUGCUCAAGAGGACUAUCUCUUCUCUGUCAGUUUUAGACGUUACAGCCGCUCUCUCCAUGCUAGAAUUGAACAGUGGAAUCAUAACUUCAGCUUUGAUGCCCAUGAUCCUUGUGUUUUUCAUGCACCAAGUGUAACUGGCCUUUUGGAACAUUAUAGAGACCCAAAUUCUUGUAUGUUCUUUGAACCAUUGUUGUCACUUCCAUUGAACAGGACUUUUCCAUUUUCACUUCAGCGCCUUUGCAGAGCUGUAAUUUGCAGCUCUACAACCUAUGAAGGAAUUGAUGCUCUUCCUGUGCCACCACCAUUGAAAGCCUACUUGAAGGAAUACCAUUAUAAACAAAAAAUAAGAGUGCUGAAGAUCAGUGCACAACAAUGGUGUGGUGGACUAAAAAGCAAUCAGUAAGUUAAGAGCUGCAAGGAAAGAGAGAUUCUUAAAGACCACCAGGAACAUUUCUAUGCCAUAGAGCAAGUUAAAUAUUUGUCUUAAACAGACAUUUUCUAGCACAACAUUUUGUCAUGCUAUAGUUUUUGUUUGAAGUCUGCUAAUUUUCAAAUAUUAUUUUCUACCUUAUUCGGGUAUUCCAGAUUAAUUUUAUUAUAUUCAUCAGUGCAAUUUAAACCAAUACAAUUUUUCCAAUGGGAUGAAUCAUUUGCGCAUGUUAUCUGUAGGUUGUGACCCUUAUUUAACCACAAAGCACUCUUACAAUGUGUUAAAGUGGAUUUUAAAGACUGAAAGAGUUCAGUUCUGAAGCCAAGAUCUUCGAUAUAAAACCUACUUUUAAUCACUCUUGAAAACAUUUCACACAUAUCUUGCAAUUUUAUUUGCACUUUUUUGUACUCUUUCAAAGAUGUUUGUUAACCUUUAAUUUUCUGAGUUAUAUGAAGCUUUAAGUAUGUAACAUUAAUUGUUGCAAUGUAUGUUUUAAAAUUAAUUUUACAUGAGUAAAAUC